Oreochromis niloticus (Nile tilapia) is the source of this 1804-nucleotide messenger RNA. RefSeq names its product myeloid-associated differentiation marker homolog. Bases 38 to 1033 code for a protein of 331 amino acids. The transcript is spliced from 3 exons. Lineage: Eukaryota; Metazoa; Chordata; Actinopteri; Cichliformes; Cichlidae. The record is from RefSeq and is a predicted model, not a curated record. Gene Ontology annotation, cellular component: membrane.
GUGUGGUUGUGCACUGCGUGAUUACACAGGCGCGUGCAUGUGUGCCCUGGUCACAGCUCCUUCCAGCAUGGCCCGAGUCAAGUCCAGCGAUCACAUUCACAGUCUGCCUACAGUGAACCUCAGCUCGAUCAUUGGUUGCCGUCAAUUCCACCACAGCUCAGUCCUCCACUUCAACCCUCUGCUGUGGACACGGCUGGCAGCCCUGGCUUUCUCCUGUGUGGCAUUCUCCGUGGCUGUGCAUGGUGCCAGGACCAUCCCCAUCAGCGGAGACUGGUGCAUCUUCUGCUGGGCCUUCAGCUUUGCCGGCACUCUGCUCGUGAUUCUGGUGGAGCUCUUCGGUCUGCAGAUGAAAGUCCCUGUUUCCUGGAAGAACUUCCCUAUCACCUUUGCCUGCUACGCUGCCCUACUCUGUUUGUCCGCCUCUAUCAUCUUCCCACUCUACUUCCUCAAACAUUCCACAGGCCCCAGUUCGAUCCGCGACUACCGCAUUGUGGCAGCCGUCUUCUCCUGCUUGGCUACCGUUGCUUACAUAAGUGAGGUGAGCAUCAGCAAGGCACGUCCGGGCGAGGUGGUCGGCUACAUGGCCACAGGACCUGGACUGUUGAAAGUCUGUGAGACCUUCGUGGCCUGCAUCAUCUUCGUCUUUGUGACUGAUCCUGUGUUGUACGACCGUCACGAUGCACCAAAGUACUGCAUGGCUGUCUACUGCAUCUGCUUCAUCCUGUCAGCAGCCAUCAUCCUGCUCUGUAUAGGCGAGUGUACUGGGUGCUUGCCUUUCCCAUUCCCCCGGUUCCUGUCAGCCUACGCCAUGCUGGCCGUGGUCCUCUACCUGUCAGCAACCAUCAUCUGGCCUAUCUUCAACUUUGACCCCAAGCAUGGUGGGAAUAGAGAUAGGCCAUACAGCUGCAGCACAGAAUCAGGCUUGUGUUCGUGGGAUAAGCGUAUGGCAGUGGCUCUACUCACUGCUGUCAACUUCAUCCUCUACCUGGCAGACCUGAUCUACUCCACCCGCCUGGUAUUUGUCAAUGCUUGAGAAACAGGAAGUCAGGCUAGCACAAUACUUCAAAUAAAAUUGAAUUUGGUAACUUUGUCAAAGGCUUUGGAACUGCUGUCACUGUUACUGCUGCAAGCAAAUGGUGGCAUACUCAGUCUAGCACUCUGGUCACUUUAAUGGUAGAGGGCUAGAGGACAAGCCGUGAUAGGAGGCUAAAGAGCAAACUUUAGCAUGAUAGCACAGCUGAGACAAAUCUUGUGUGACUCAAUUUGUUGUUUGAAAUUUGCCCUGAAAAUGAUAUGAUUUGCCUUUUGCUAGAACCAGACAGAAGGAGAAAAGCAUGCCCUAUGGCCCAAGGUAACUGUGCAGUGGUAAAUAUGGAAAUGCAUUUGAAAAAAACAUAAAAGAGAGUGUGCUCAAGCCAUGAAUGAAGCUUUUCAUAGGCAGAGAUUGACAUAUUCAGAUGGUCAAAACACAAAUCUUGCGCUCUUUUUGGCACGAAACGUUAAAAAUUAGCCCUGAAACCUUGCCAGAUUUAAUUUUAUGUGAAGUAUACUGCAUGACUGAAUUUCUUAGAGAGGAAGAGAGAGAGAGAGGGAGAGAGAGAUGGGAGGAGUUGGAGGCAAGUUAGUGGUUGUGUCUACACAUACAACAAUAUGGCUUUCUGUUUAUGUGUUGUGGCAUGUAAAUGGCAAAUAUUUGCUUCCAGUCACCCAAAUAGACUCUUAUCUUUUAUAUAGAGACCUGAAUGUGAUUGCUGGAAUCUGCUGAUAUUACUCAAAGUUUUUAAUCAGUUCCCAUUUUAAUACA